CCCGGCGGUGUCGGGAGCGCGGCGAUGGCGGGCGCGAGGAUGAGAUGGUUCUCUGCAAUACUUCAGGGCUUUCUAUUGGCUUUAGUGGGUCUCGGAAUAUGGGACGUGUUGUUUGUGUACGAAGAGAACAGGUGCAGCAUGACCUACAUGUUCGAGUACCCAGAAUAUAUUAAGAUCAAGCUUCCAUAUAAAGUUUCCAGUAAGUACCAAAAUUAUGGCCUGUAUCUUUAUGGAGAGGGAGACUCUGCUGAAGCACACAAUCUGAAAACCACAGGAAUCCCUGUUCUAUUUCUUCCUGGAAAUGCUGGAAGUUACAGACAAGUUCGUUCCCUGGGCUCUGUUGCACUAAGGAAAGCUGAGAACAUACAUAACAAAUUCCACUUCGAUUUUUUUAGCAUUGAUUUUAAUGAGGAGCUUGUUGCACUCUAUGGUGGAAGCCUUGAAAAGCAAACGAAGUUUGUACAUGCAUGUAUAAAAGUAAUUCUUAAACUUUACAAGGAUCAAAAAGGUGCACCCUGCAGUGUCGCCAUUGUGGGCCAUUCAAUGGGUGGCAUUAUUGCUAGAGCACUAUUCACUUUACCCAACUUCAAACCAACACUGAUAAGUCUUAUUAUAACUCAAGCUACACCUCAUGUUGCACCAGUCCUACCAGUGGACAGCUACCUCAUAGACUUUUACAAUACUGUGAACAACUACUGGAUUCUCAAGGAAAAAGACUUAAGAAAUAUCACUGUUCUCUCGAUGGGCGGUGGUUUCCGUGAUUAUCAAGUCCGGUCUGGUCUAACAAUUUUGCCAAGUCUGGGCCUUUACAAUAAUACUCUAAAUGUUGUGACAUCAGCGGUCCCAAGAGCAUGGCUCUCAACUGAUCACCUUUGCAUAGUUUGGUGUAAAGAGCUGGUCCUAGCCACUGUUAGAGCUUUUUUUGAUCUUGUUGAUCAUCAGACCAAUCAGAUAACAUCAGAUCUAGAGAAGAGGAUAUCUGUUCUCCAUCAUCAUUUUGUCAACUAUUCAGAAAAGUACUCUGAGGAUAAUCUUGAGUCUUCAGUCGAAUUCUCAGAUUCAUCUGCAACAUGGAGUGUAAUUAACACAUACAGUUGGACUUAUAGCAGUCCAGAGUUUUCUGCAUGGGAACCCAAGGCAGCAUAUUUUCUUUUACCGCUUCCAAGUGAGGGGGAACCCCACAAUAAUUUAUAUUGUCGAACUACUAAUUUGGAGCCAAGUACUUGGAUCUAUGGCUGUGUGAAGGUUGACCAGUCUGUUUGUCAGGAAGGCAUUGACUUGACUGGGGAAGCAGAAUUGUUGAAAAUGUACAAGAUAGUAAACUUCAAUCUGGAUGAUUACCGUUCUUUCUCUCAUUUUAUCAUUCAUAUAUCUAAGGCUAAUGUCAAUAAACGGUUCAACAUAGAAUGUGAAUUCUUGAGGGCAGAGUCCAGAAUGAUGACCACCCAAGUGACAAAUAUCCUGUCUUUUGGUACCUCUAGCAACAGAGUUGUUAUAAACUCUGCUGGUCUGAUUCACAAGGUGAAGCUUCAGAACUUUAAUCAGAUAUAUCAGGCUUUUAAAAUCCAUGUCAGGAGUAACUGCCAGUUUACCCAUGGGAAGACAGAGGAUGUGUACAGAUUUCAUGUACCAUGGUCACAUGAAGAUUUUGUUGUGACAACAAGUGUGCCUUCUUCUACUGUGAUCUUUGCUAAACUUCACAGUGCAAGACCUGAAAAUGAUAGCUCCGUACCAGAGUUGCAGCUUCACACGGCUAGAAGUUGUCAAUAUGAGAUAACCAUCAGGACUUCUUUCCUUGAAGUACUUGGGCAGCUGAUCAGAUUCCAUGGUAUACAUCUGCCUACAUAUGUUGUUGUGAACAUUCUAUUAGCAUUUGGAAGACAAUUAAUCCAUCUUUAUUCUGAAGGUCACUGUUUGGACUUCAAUAGUGCCUUAAAUGCGGCAUCAAAACCAUAUAAAGUAAUUCCAUUUAUCAAUUUGGUAAUUUUUCUUUUAAGAUAUGACUGGUUUAAGGAGACAUGGUCUAAUCUCAUGUUGCCUGAGAUUGAUGUCCUUCCUUCAAAUGAGCAAGGAAUCGCUUACCCGAUGAUAUCUAUUCUCCUUUUCCUAUUUGGAACAGCUAUUGCCUAUUGGAAUGGAAUAUUCUUGCGUGUCUUACUUAGGCAGCUUUCCUUCUUGUGGUCAAUCUUUCAAAGGCCACGUGUCAUUCAAAAGGAAUAUAAGAAAUUAAAUUUUCGAAGUUCAAGUAUUAUGAUUGUCCUGCUCUUUAUCAUCUGGACCACCUGUGGUGCAGCGGCUCUUAUACUUGGUUACAUUCUUUAUCUUGUUAAGGUCCUAAGCCUGCAAGCUUCAGUACGCACAAUGAAAAGCAUUCUUAAUUUGGCACCAAAACAGGAAAUUAUAAAGCAAGGUGCAUUUGCUUGUGGUGCAAAAGAAGGCGACACGUCUAGAACAAAAGAGCCAGAACAACUGAGUCCAGACAGCAAUAAAUUGCUAUCAGUUUCAGAUGUAGAUGAUGCAGUGGACACUCUUCAGAUUCAUACUACAAUUCUACAUUUAUUGAAUUGGGUUAUUCUAUUUAGUGCACCUUCAUUUAUUUACUGGUUUAAAAAUCUCAGGUAUUCUAGGAGACUUGAUCCUGACCCCUGUGGUUCUAUUGCAAUUAUCCUGGUGUUCUCAAUGGGACUUCUCAUUAAUUCACAUUCAACUUCAGUUAAGAGAAGCAAGCUCCUGAAACACACAGCAAGACUGCAGCUCCUCUUAGCCAUUGCCGCGGCAGCCUUUGGAUUAGAACACUUGUACAGGGUUCCUUAUUUUGUUACAUUCUCAUUGGUUUUAUAUUCACUUGGUUGCCUGGUGUAAAUGACUUGGUAACAUGUUGACUUAUCAAUUUAAUUCAUCGUACAUUCAGCUUCUCUCAAUGUACAUUUUGUAAUUUUUCUUAAACAUAAU
This is a messenger RNA of Hemiscyllium ocellatum (epaulette shark), 2952 nucleotides long. RefSeq names its product post-GPI attachment to proteins inositol deacylase 1 (gene pgap1). Gene Ontology annotation, cellular component: endoplasmic reticulum. Gene Ontology annotation, molecular function: phosphatidylinositol deacylase activity. The record is from RefSeq and is a predicted model, not a curated record. The transcript has 27 exons. Gene Ontology annotation, biological process: endoplasmic reticulum to Golgi vesicle-mediated transport; GPI anchor metabolic process. NCBI's taxonomy places the organism in Eukaryota, Metazoa, Chordata, Chondrichthyes, Orectolobiformes, Hemiscylliidae. The coding region runs from base 25 to 2862 and encodes 945 amino acids.